Messenger RNA from Lichtheimia ornata, 1590 nucleotides. RefSeq lists its product as uncharacterized. The coding region runs from base 1 to 1590 and encodes 529 amino acids. The transcript has 4 exons. Gene Ontology annotation, molecular function: protein binding. NCBI's taxonomy places the organism in Eukaryota, Fungi, Mucoromycota, Mucoromycetes, Mucorales, Lichtheimiaceae. The record is from RefSeq and is a predicted model, not a curated record.
AUGACUGCACCCUUCUUAUCAUUUCUAUACUUCCCUUCCACACAUUCCAAUAAUCCUCCUCCCACCACCAACACCACCCAUCAUCCUAUCGACGACGAUGAUGACGACUAUAGCAGCAUAUCAAGUGACGAAGGACACUGGCAAUCAUCACCGACUAUUUACGUUGCUAUCAUCACUCGAAGAGACGGCUCAGUGAAAACAAAAUACUUGAAUCCAUCAGCCGUUUCCCACCAUUACAGCAACAUGAGAACACUACGUGGCAGGAAACGGGCAUUCAGUGCAAGCUCGCUGUUUACAAAGAAAUCAACGUUGCAAAAGAAGGCAAAACAUUUGUUGUUGUGGUCGAAACAUGAGGAGGAUCACCAACAAGGCGUUUCAACAUCGCUUGCAGAAAAAAGCUACACUGCCAGUGCAUUCGAAGAGCUACCCAACGAAGUCAUGAUCCGUAUUCUGAUGCAUGUGGAUUCCAGAGAUCUUGCCUAUUUGCAACAAGCAUCCAAAAAGCUAUAUACAUUGUGCCACGACAACCAUGUCUGGUAUCGUUUAUUUUGCGACAAGUUUCAACGACACGACCACAAUCCUGUAUUUUCGCAUUCACAUGAUUAUCGGAAGCUGUACCGUGAGGCAUUGGAACUCCAUCGUCGGUGGCACCAAGGCCAUUCCCAAGUAUCCUAUUUGAACAAAAUGGAUAGCCAUAAGGAUAGUGUAUACAGCAUGGCAUGGAUGAUGGGACAGGAUGGCAUGUUUGCAAGUGCAAGUCGGGAUCGUACCAUCAAGGUGUGGCAAAAGGGGAAAUGCAUGUUGACACGCUCCACGCCUCAUACGGGAAGUAUCUUGUCGAUUGCCACAUCAAGACACUUGGCAGUGACUGGAUCAUCCGAUACAACAUGUACAGUAUGGCGACUCCCCGAGUGGCAAGUGAUGCAUCGAUUUGCGGAUCAUGAGGACAGCGUCUUGUCAGCAGUGGUAUUGGAUGAUGCGAGGGUGGCCACUGGAUCCAGAGAUUGUACGCUAAGGAUAUGGAAUCCAGAAACAGGGCAUGUGUUGCAUGUAUUACGAGGACACAGGGAACCUAUCAAUGCCAUCAAACGUGUCGAUGCUCAGCGUCUUGCAUCCGCCUCAGGUGAUGGUACAAUCCGAAUUUGGUGCACACAAACAGGCGAAUGUUUACACAACUUCCAAGGUGACAUUGGUGGUCUUUCAUGCUUGGAAGUAGUGCCAAAAGGAAGCAGGAAAUGGUGUAUUUGGGCAUGUGGAUUGCAAAAGAAUAUCCAAAUUUGGACAAUAGAGGAGGAUGAAAAGGACCAUCAUCAUCAUGUCAUCACCAACAAAGUCAUCAACUCGGGACACACCGACGUGUUGAGAUCGAUUCAUUAUCAUGGGGGUCGCAUUGUCACAGCUGGCUAUGAUAAAGUUAUCAAGGUGUGGGAUGCUCAAACAUCGAAAUGCACGUUGAGCUUUCAAAGCGGACAUGAAGGCAAGAUUUUUUCGGUAUUGACGAACCAUACGUCCAUCAUCAGUGCUGGUCAUGAUAGGCGUAUCAUGGUACUGGAUUUUGCAAAAGGACUAUCAUCAUCGGAGCUCAUGUAG